Messenger RNA from Paramecium octaurelia, 163 nucleotides. NCBI's taxonomy places the organism in Eukaryota, Ciliophora, Oligohymenophorea, Peniculida, Parameciidae. The record is from the annotation of a GenBank genome assembly.
AUGAGAGGAAAAAGAAAGAGAAAGAACAAAUUACAUUUAAAAAAUAAGUAAAACCAAAAAUUCAAACAUUAGACAUGUAAAUUAUAGCUUAUUUCUUUUAGUAAUCUACCAAGGAUAUCCGAUUGAUGACAAUUGUUGGCAAUUGGAGAAUAAUUGUUAAUGA